Messenger RNA from Pristis pectinata (smalltooth sawfish), 1722 nucleotides. It is a transcript of the gene btbd16, whose product is annotated as BTB (POZ) domain containing 16. The transcript is spliced from 15 exons. Lineage: Eukaryota; Metazoa; Chordata; Chondrichthyes; Rhinopristiformes; Pristidae. The record is from RefSeq and is a predicted model, not a curated record. The coding region runs from base 1 to 1722 and encodes 573 amino acids.
AUGGGCAACGACACGGGAGACUUGACGGACGACGUGCCGGAGCCGAAGAUUUCGGAGCCGCCGUUGCCGUACAAUCCCAGGCCGCCGAAAUUGCGCAAAAAUAUGAUCGGGCGCUCGGCAACAUUAUUGAAAGCCUCUUUUUCAGAUUUUCUAUCACAAGCUCCAUACCAAACUCUGAAAGAGGUUUCACUAACUGAUAAAGUACGCAUACAAGCUGGCAUCACUAAUCGUUUUCAGGCAAAAAUGCCUUUGGAUUCUGAUUUGCUAGGAAGAGCACAGGCAACAAAAGCAGUUCAACUGAUAUUCCUACAACCCACUGGUCUGCUGAAAAUGAUCUAUGUGCAUCUCCAACUCAAGUUUCUAGCUGUAUGCCCCAUCUGCCAAAGUGUUAUCCUGUCUCAAAAGCCAGAGGUUCAAUUAAACCAGUCUAUAAUAAAAGGAGAUGUAGUAUUAGAAAGUAUGAAUACCUUGUGGGAGCUACACAGUCAAUUUUUCUCAAAAUCAGAACGGUUGCUUGACUUAUUAAAUGCUUCAGAUCAGUCAGAGUAUUGCAGGAACAAAUCAAAAGAAAUUGCAGAUGUCUGCCAAACAGGAGGCUUAUAUUACUGUGGUCCUGAAGAUGCAUGUUGUGAAUCCAAGCCUGACAAGUUAAAAAGGUGUAAUCUGUGCAACAUACAUAAUAAGGAAAACUGCUGGGCCACAACUACAACAAAAAAUCUGAAGAGAAUCAUCAAUUUGAAGCUUGAUGUGAAAGACCCACUUGUUACUACAGAAGGUUUCGCUAUUGCACUAGGAAACCUGUAUAAUGAUAAACCAGAAGUGGAAGCAGAACAUAUUUUGGGCGUCUUUGCUGCUGCUGCAGUUCUGAAAUUCAAACUUUUGUUUAACAAGUGUGCAACUGUUAUGCUAGAUAACAUAAAUACCACCACAGUAUGUCACUUCCAUCAAGCUGCUUUGAAGUAUAACCAAGAGAAGCUGAGACAAGCCUGUGAGAGAUGGUUGGAGUUAAAUCUUAUUGUGCAUCUAAGAUACAAGGCCACUUUGCGAGAUUUGCAAAUGGACGUUCUGCAAAAAACUUUAUUAUCACCUAGAUUGUUUACAUUUACUGAAUACCACAUACUACAAACCAUCCUCUCCUGGGUUUUCCUUCAGGUGAAUACUGAGGUACGGUUAAUGCCACCGUACGGUACAAUCAUAGCCUAUUUUAUCAGUUUACAUAAGCUAGCUAUCUACAUGGAAAAGGAGAUUCGUCAAAAGUAUUUUGGAUUGUUUCAGACCAUCCGUUUACAUGGAAUAACUGAAACUCGACAGAUUGAGGAGCUACAGCAGAUCGAUUUGUUGCCACAGGCCAUUUUGUUGCAAGUUGUCACCCACAACUAUUAUGCACUACAACAUGGUGGAGACAUGCCAUGUGUGAAAUACUUUCCCUCUGAAGCAAUCCGAUUUGGUUUCAUCAUGACAGAGAGAUUAAAUCAUGCAGACUCAAAUAUACCUUUUGGAAUUACUGAACGCAAUGCUUUCAGCUUAAGACAGGAACGUGAAGUGAAAUAUGAAAUCCUAGUACAGACACAGAUGGACGAUGAAUGGCAAGUCUUUACAACUGGUAACUUAUGCCAGAAAUUCGGUGUUACCAAAAUGUCCUGCCAAAGCCAGAUUCUGUUAGUGGCUGGACUGACAAUGCCUGUUUAUGUGACCUUUGCGCUUCUUUUUCCAGUAUCUUGA